UAAUUAUAGGUUAGCUGUAGGCAUGCAUAUAUAAACCCCAGUGGAAGAGAGAUUCUGAGGAUCAACGGACCAAAACAUUACAAUGGACGCACUACUGUCAGGGUUACUGAACCCACAACCUAUUCGCAGAGCAGUUAUAAAAAGCUUGCACUUGGAAUUGAACUCUAGAUUGGGGAAUGAGCACAAUCAUUCAGGAAGAUCCCGUGUCUCCUACCAACUAGAAGCGGGGAAAUACGGCAGAUGGCCAAAUACAUUAUGUAGAGCAAAUUCAAGCAGAGAAAGCAAUGACAAAAGUGGGAUUAGUGCUGAAGACGAGAAAGGAUGGUUACACUUUGUGGGCAUUGGUGGAAGCGGGCUUUCAGCCCUUGCCAUGCUCGCCUUGAAACAAGGUUGGAAAGUAAGCGGCUCUGAUGUUACUUGGAGCAUUUAUAUGAAUGCGUUGAAAAGAGCAGGGGCAAGAUUAUAUAUAGGUCACUCAUCUACCCAUUUACUGGAGAAGGACAAGCCGACUUCUCUCCCAGUUGCUGUUGUGGUCUCUGCUGCAAUUCCAGAGGAUAAUGAGGAAAUAUCAUUCGCACAUACUUUGGGAAUACAAAUAUAUAAAAGAGAUGCUUGGCUAGCAAAGAUAACACAAAAAUACAAUGUCAUUGCUGUUAGUGGUUCACAUGGAAAAAGUACAACAGCUGCAAUGCUUGCCUUUGUGCUACACAGUUUAGGAGAUGAUAUCACAGCUAUUGUAGGUGCCAAUGUGCCACAAUUCCCUGAAGGUGGAAAUGCUAUUGCAGGCCAUGGCUCUUAUUUUGUUUUGGAGGCAGAUGAGUACAAGGAAUGCUUUUUAGGAAUUUCUCCAUCCCUUGCUGUAGUCACCAAUGUUGAAUGGGAACAUGUUGACUUUUUUAAAGAUGAGGCUUCUGUGAGGGAUGUUUUUAGGAGGUUUAUAAUGCGAAUCAAGUCGAGUGGGAUAUUGAUUGCUUGUGGUGAUAGUCCAGGAUUGCAUUCCUUACUAGGACUGUUACAACCGAAAAAGUGGGCAACAUGUGAGCUUACAAGUGAGAGUUCUGAAUGGGUGCAUUUCAACACUGCUUGUCGUAUAAUGACUUAUGGACAUGGGGAGCAUAAUGAUUGGCGCGCAGUUUCACUUAUGCCUAAUGCAAUUGGUGGCACAGAUUAUGUAGUGUCAUAUGCAGGAAUGCCCAUGGCAAAAGUAAGAUUAAAAUUACCAGGAGCUCAUAAUGUUAUGAAUUCUCUAGCGGUUAUUGCGUCAGUUGCAGCACUUACUAAACAACAAAAUAGAAGUUUUGAUGUAAGAAAUGACCUGAGAGCAACUCAAGAAGUUGUUAAAGCUGCAAGCAAACAUUUAGGAAACUUCAUUGGCAUUCGUAGACGCUUUGAGUUUAUUGGUAAGAUUCAGGGGUGUGAUAUAUAUGAUGACUAUGCACACCAUCCUACCGAAGUAUGUGCAGUUCUCCAGGCUGCUCGACAGAGAUUUUCUGAUCAAGCUCUCUGGGUUGUUUUUCAACCCCACAUGUACAGCCGCCUAGCAGGAUUAUUGCAAGAUUUUGCACUAGCUUUCAAUUGUGCAGACCGUGUAAUCAUUACUAAGGUUUAUGCUGCUCGGGAGAAAAAUAUCUGGAAUAUUAGUGGGAAAGAUCUUGCAUCAUCUAUCAUUGGGCCAUCCACAGAAUAUAUUCCUGAAUUGGAAGGUGUCCUAGAAAGACUAGUUUGUGAGAUACCUUCUUAUCUUGGGGAGAUUGUCAUCUUCACUUUAGGAGCAGGUGAUAUCACAACUUUAGGACCAAGACUUCUUAGCUCAUUGACAUGACUUUCAAUUUCAAAGAACACCAAAGAUGCACAUAUGGUCUUGUGGUUCGUAAGGUUGGUCAAUAUUGCUACAAGGUAUGUAUGUUCCAAGUUACAAAGCAUAGAGGCUACUGCAAAACCUUUUUGUGUUAAUAGAGUAAGAACAAGUUCAGUUCUUGUGAAUGGUUGUCUAGGAAGGACGAGUUCAGUUCUUGUCUCCGCACUCCUUUGCAUCAUAUCAUUUUCCCUUGCGGUUGUAGAUUUAUAUCCAUGAAGAUAGCGUGGCUGUCUUGAUCAAGUUUCAUGAGGUUUAGUGCAUUACAAACAAUUCUAUUAGUGAAAGUGUGUUGGCUGUUCCAAAAAUUUGGAAGGAUUGGCAAGCAUUAGUGUUCAAUUGUUUGCGCCAACAUGAAAUUAUCUGAAAUUGUAAAAGUAGUGGAUAGGGAUUGUUGGCAAACCUGAAAAAUAUGUAUAUUGUGAUCCACAUGAUGAUAUUUGCCUCUCUGUGGUACCACAAGCUGGCAGAAUUUGAUAUUCUUGGUGAUUUAUGGUUAUUGGGCCGAUACGAGCAUGUUUUUCACAUUUAUCUAUGCUCGUGCCAACUUUGAAGGAUGUGUUAUGAUAUUUUUGGGCUCAAUUGAACUUUGAUAUGAAUCACAAAUAUGUAAUUUCUCUUGGCA
Messenger RNA from Cryptomeria japonica (Japanese cedar), 2480 nucleotides. RefSeq lists its product as uncharacterized. The transcript is spliced from 15 exons. The record is from RefSeq and is a predicted model, not a curated record. Gene Ontology annotation, biological process: biosynthetic process. Gene Ontology annotation, molecular function: UDP-N-acetylmuramate-L-alanine ligase activity; ATP binding. Bases 83 to 1822 code for a protein of 579 amino acids. NCBI's taxonomy places the organism in Eukaryota, Viridiplantae, Streptophyta, Pinopsida, Cupressales, Cupressaceae.